CCUGGACUUUGAAUUACCGUCUGCCCUGACAGGAGGCUUGUAUAUAUAAUGUGGUGAUUGAAUGGGACCAGCAGACGUCUGUCACGCUAGAUCUACACUUACUGACGGCCUGAAACUCAAGAGGUGAAGUCAAGAUGAAGGUGUACCUGGUGCUUGCCGUAGCUGUCUUCACAGGUUGCAAUGCCAACAUAUUGUAUGCUGAUGAGCCGAAACCACAGCUGGAUCAGUUAACAGAUGCAUUCUGGGACUAUGUUGCCCAGGCAACACGCACGGCAGAGGACACCAUUCAGACGAUCAGGAAGUCUCAGCUGGGCCAGGAUGUGAAUGCCAGACUGACAGAGAGUGCUGAUGCAGCUAGCCAGUAUGCAGUCACCCUCCAGACCCAGAUGACCCCUCUGGCCCAAGAGCUCAUGACAAAGAUCACCAAGGAGGCUGAGGUGCUGAAGGAGCGUCUGGAGCAGGACCUGACUACCGUUAAGGGGAAACUGGAGCCCUACGCAGAGGACAUGAGAGCCCAGGUUCUGCAGAAGGUAGAGGAGCUCAAGGAUGCGGUGGCCCCCUAUGCUGGGUCUCUGGACUCCGAGUCCCUGAAGGCCACCCUGCUCCAGAAGAGUGAGGAGCUGAAGAGCAGUCUGGAGCAGAGUGUGCAGGAGCUGCAGUCCCAGCUGGGCCCCUACACCGAGGAGCUCAAGCAGAAGGUGGACCAGCACCUGCUGGACUUCCAGACCAGUGUGGCCCCCUUGGUUGCUGACCUCCAGACCCAGCUGGCCCAGAGAGCCGAGCUGGUCCAGCAGAGGCUGGCCCCCUACGCUGAAGACCUGAGAGGCAAACUGGACCCCUACGCCCAGGACCUGAAGACCCAGCUCACCUCCCUGUAUGAGUCCUUCACCAAGAGAAGCUAAAGGCUUCAUAUUAAUGACACUGAGGACAUUGUGACUCAAACCACCCAUUCCAUCAGUAGCACCUUCUGCAUUUUUAAAACCAACACAAAAAGAACGAGAACAAAUCUAAGGUGUUGUCAACUGUGUACAUUUGUUUUCACUGUAAAGCUUGAGAAAUGUCGUGUUUGAGAUGCUUAAUUUAUUGACAAAAUAAAAUAUUUACAUUCAUUA
Messenger RNA from Clupea harengus (Atlantic herring), 1112 nucleotides. RefSeq lists its product as uncharacterized. Gene Ontology annotation, molecular function: phosphatidylcholine-sterol O-acyltransferase activator activity; cholesterol transfer activity; phospholipid binding. Gene Ontology annotation, biological process: cholesterol metabolic process; acylglycerol homeostasis; cholesterol efflux. The record is from RefSeq and is a predicted model, not a curated record. Lineage: Eukaryota; Metazoa; Chordata; Actinopteri; Clupeiformes; Clupeidae. Gene Ontology annotation, cellular component: extracellular vesicle; high-density lipoprotein particle; low-density lipoprotein particle.